This is a messenger RNA of Stylophora pistillata, 1779 nucleotides long. RefSeq names its product G protein-coupled receptor GRL101-like. Gene Ontology annotation, biological process: activation of adenylate cyclase activity; hormone-mediated signaling pathway; adenylate cyclase-activating G protein-coupled receptor signaling pathway. Gene Ontology annotation, molecular function: G protein-coupled peptide receptor activity. Lineage: Eukaryota; Metazoa; Cnidaria; Anthozoa; Scleractinia; Pocilloporidae. The record is from RefSeq and is a predicted model, not a curated record. Gene Ontology annotation, cellular component: plasma membrane.
AUGGAAACGUCGCCUGAGAUGCAGUGGCUUCCAACCAAGAGAAUCAAGAUCUUCGGACGCCGAGUCCUGCGGAUGGCGAUCAAGAAUUAUCUCAGAAGCUUUAUUUUGAAGAAUCUGAACAUUUUCCAUGAGAGUGGAGUUGUUCUUAUCGCCCCAAACAAUGUCACCAUAAUCAAACAAGGGAAGAAUGAGACUAUUGUAGAGAAGGCGGCGGAGUGUUUUGAAACGUGGGGGACUUAUCUUUCACCCAGCCACGCUCGUGCUCCAAAUGCCCUUUGUGUUGUUCGCAAUCUUUACAGUUUCGAAUGUGUCCGUGAACGAUUUGUGACGAAACUGGACAAAAACAAGCUCAAGAGCCUCCCCAGGAAUUUGCUCACUACUCUGGACAACUUAACGGGGCUGUAUCUCGCCGAAAAUAAUCUCGAGUCUUUGCCUAAAGGGAUUUUCAGUAACGUGAGAAAGCUUCAGGUUCUUACUCUUUCCAAUAAUAGGAUUCCCGCUGUCACCAACGAAAACUUUAAUGACCUUCCAAAUUUGGUGAUUUUGUAUAUGCAUAAAAACGAAAUGUCUGAGCUUCCUAACGGGUUUUUCGAUGGAAUGAAGGACAUCAUGAAAGUGAUAGUGGACACCAAUCUUAUGUGCUGUCAUCUGACGAAAGAAGACGCCCAAUGGACCGCUUUAUACGACGACAGCUUCGCCAGUUGCGAGAGCAUGUUCCGAAACUCAGCCCCACGUAAAAGUAUCUGGGCAAUCGGAAUCCUUUCUUUGCUUGGUGCAGUGUUCGUGAUUGUGUGGCGCCUGAUCUUUAAAGAGAGAAACGUAGUCCAGCUUAUCAUGUUAAUGCACUUAGCGGUUGGGGAUGGCUUGAUGGGCGUUUAUCUGGUCACCUUGGGUGCCAAAGACCUGUUAUGGUCGGGAAGUUACUAUCUGCAUGACUUCCAGUGGCGAUCCGGUUUAUCGUGUCAGGUCACAGGCGCAAUCUCAGUGCUGUCCAGUGAGGUGUCUGUAAUGUUAUUGGCACUCAUCUCUGCCGACAGGCUGAAGAAUAUCGUUUUCCCCUACCGUGGAAGAGGGCUGACUCUCAGGAAGGCACACAUUCUGUGCGCAAUCAUUUGGGUCCUUGGUUUUGUUAUCGCAUUCCUUCCCCUCAGUGGUAUUGGCUACUUUUAUGACACCCUAAAGCGCCCUGCCUACUACGGAAGAUCCGUGGUGUGCCUCCCUAUGCAACUGUCUAAAAGUUUUCCAGCUGGUUGGGAGUUCUCCAUUGCUAUCUUUGUUGUGUUCAACUUCCUUCUCUUCCUGUUCAUGAUGGUAGCUUAUGUGGCAAUCUUCCUUAAAAGUUAUAACUCCAGCCGUCAGCUCGCAAGGAAGGGAACCAUACGGGAGGUGCAGGCAAAGAAAAAGAACUUAAGUGCUAGAAGGGAGAGAGCAUUGGCCAAGAGAGUCUUCUUCAUCAUCCUCACAGAUUGUGCUUGUUGGAUGCCGAUAAUCGUCAUCGGCAUCAAAUCUUUGGUUGAUAAAGAUUACAGUCCCCAAGGGGAUCUUGCUGCCUGGAUCGCUGUCUUUGUACUGCCAAUUAACUCAGCCUUGAAUCCGAUCAUCUACACCUUAUCAACCCGUCAGGUACAGGGCAUAUUACGACCUAAACUGCUCUUUUUUACAAACCGUGUGCGCAGCUUUUUCUCUUGUUGUAAAAAGCAACCAAGUCACCAAGUUGUUGUUGUUGUUGUCGUUGUUUCGCCGACAAGAAAAAUCUUGAAGACUCUUUUCACCCUCUAG